Molecule: messenger RNA, 2436 nt
Organism: Cajanus cajan (pigeon pea)
Lineage: Eukaryota; Viridiplantae; Streptophyta; Magnoliopsida; Fabales; Fabaceae
Product: polyadenylate-binding protein-interacting protein 7
Source: RefSeq, a predicted model, not a curated record
GUGUGAUUUUGCGAGAGGUCAAAUCGUUGGGUGUCUUGUUUCGUAUUUUUGUGGUGUUGGUGUUGGUGUUAGCGUUGGCGUUGGUGUCUGCUAUUGUAUUGGCUAAGAGGCUUUCAAACAGAAUCCAUAUUCCAUAGAGAACCAAACCCCGACCCGAUAAUUGUCAUACUCGCACCUGAGAUGGUAUUGGAUAAUCCCAAUCUCAAUUUUUCACAAUAUUAAUUAAAUACCUUCACUUUUUUUUCUCUUCAUUUUUGAUCUCAUCUCCAUCCAUAUGGAUCCAUUUGAUUUGAUUCGCGAAGGGUUUGGUUGAGGCUGACGGGGGCAUGUGCUGUUACUAUUUUUAAAGUCUGUUUAUGUUGUAGUUAUUUUGACCAUAUUCUAGUUAAUAAUGAACUUGUCCAAGAAAGUGUCCCAAACGGAUGCAAAGCUAUUAAGCCCAAGCAAGGCAACAACUCUGAAUCCAAAUGCAGCAGAAUUUAUUCCUUUUUCCCUCAGAUCAUUAUCUGGAACUACCAGCUCGGUAGAUACUACAGCAACGCUUACUGCUGCUGGAGCUCUUGGGAAAGCAGUUUUAGAUAGAUCAGAAUCAUCCAUUUCAAAUAAUUCCGAUGAUGAGGUGCACCAAUACUGGCGGUGUCGGCUCCCUGAUGAUAUUACCCCUGAUUUCAAGGUCAUGGGAGAAGAUGAGUCUCGAGGUCUUGAUGAUCUUUCUUUAGCAGGUUUAUCCAUACAUGAUGACAAUGAAGCCUCCAGGUUUCCUUCUUCUAAAGGAAGUAAAUUUAUAAUAAAUGGGCAGGAGGAAAAAUCUCAACAGCAUAUUAAUGGCAAUAGCUUUGCAGAUAAAUUAAGGUUUUCCAAUUCAAGCUACAGGGAGGACCCGUCUUCUGCAAGCUUUUUGAAUGCUAUGGCAAAGCCUUGGGAUAGGGCAAUUGGGAGUGCUGACCAGCAUAUUAGCUGUGUGCAAGAGGGGCUUACUUAUGAUGACAACUCUAGCCAUGGAUAUUUAAAUGAUGUUUUGGCUGAAAAUGCAAUUGUGGAUGAUACUGAUUUGAAUCCUUUGGAGUUUUUAGCUUCUUUGUUCCCUGGUUUUGCUGCUGAAAGCCUUGCAGAAGUUUACUUUGCCCACGGAUGUGAUUUACAUCUGACCACUGAGAUGCUGAGUCAGUUAGAGCUUCAAGUUGAUGGUAGUUUCAAUCAGAAUCUGAAUUCAAAGACUAUGUCAACUCCCAAUCUCAGUGCAAUGGACUUCCCUGCACUUACUUCACCGGAUGGCCAGACUGCUUCAGUAAAAUAUGUGGUAGAUAAUGUCCAACAAAGUAGCAAUCCUUACCGAUCAUCUGACAGUGAUGUGCUAUUUUUCAAAUCUAGCUCUCCAGUUCCAUCUAGAGAUGUCGUUGACUUUGCUUCAGCUGUUAGGAAGUUGGCUUCUCAGGAUUCUGGUGGUAUUUGGAAAUAUGAUAAAAAUGGCUCUGGUGAUGCUGCUAUUGGCUCAAGUAGGAGUUCAAAUGUUCUGGCUAGUGGCUACAAUGGUGGACAGGGGAGAGCACACUUUGGUGAUCGAUUACAGAACCGUGGUUCAGCUCGGGCAGCUCCUAUUUGGCUUGAAACCGGUGAUGCAGUUGCAAAUAUGUAUUCAGAGCUGCGGGAAGAGGCUCGUGAUCAUGCAUGCUUACGUAAUGCAUAUUUUGAGCAGGCACGGCAAGCCUAUCUUAUUGGCAACAAAGCCCUAGCAAAGGAACUAAGUGCUAAAGGUCAACUGCAUAAUAUGCAUAUGAAGGCAGCUCAUGGAAAAGCUCAAGAAUCCAUUUACCGACAGAGAAAUCCGGUUGCUCCAGAGAUGCAGGGCAAUGGAAGAGGACAUGAGAGGAUUAUAGACCUACAUGGGUUGCACGCAAGUGAAGCCAUUCAUGUGCUGAAACAUGAGUUGAGUGUGCUGAAAAAUACUGCCAUAGCUGCUGAGCAGCGUUUACAGGUUUAUAUUUGUGUGGGCACAGGUCAUCAUACCAGGGGUUCCCGCACUCCUGCGAGACUUCCAAUUGCUGUACAGCGUUUUCUUCUUGAAGAGGGCAUCGACUUCACGGAACCUCAGCCAGGCCUACUUCGUGUUGUGAUAUAUUGAGCCAAAAAUGUGUACAAGUUUUUUGACACAGUAUAAAGUCCGCGAACACAGGGACAAUUUAGUCAUUGUUGUAUCUGUAUAUGCCCUAAGAACAGCAAAAAGAAAAAAAGAGAAAAAAGCAGUUAGGGAAGAAGGAAAGAGAAGGGUUGUAGUAGAAUUGUAUCAUUAAUUAAGGUUUAGGGUCGAAAUCAGAUUUACAUUAGUAAGCAGGACUUUACAUCACCCCCAUAUUAUGGGAUCAUUUUCCUUCUGUUAAUUUUGUACCCUAAUUUUUAUUUCAUUGUUAAAUUCUAUCCAUUUUGAUUCAGAUGUAA